Molecule: messenger RNA, 1622 nt
Organism: Chroicocephalus ridibundus (black-headed gull)
Lineage: Eukaryota; Metazoa; Chordata; Aves; Charadriiformes; Laridae
Gene: PVALB
Product: parvalbumin
Exons: 5
Coding region: 283-609 (108 amino acids)
Cellular component (GO): cytoplasm
Molecular function (GO): calcium ion binding
Source: RefSeq, a predicted model, not a curated record
GGGAGGGAGAAGGGGGGGAUGUUUAAAGUGUUUGAGCGAUAAGGCAAAUGUUCAAAAGCUACAUUACAUUUGCUUCCCGACCUCAAGAGCAGCUUGAAGCUUGGCAUAUGCUGCAGUUCCUUACUCAUCACCGAAUGUAACUGGUGAAGCUCGUCCUGACUUACUAAAGGAAAAGGCUCUGCUCUGCACCACCGGCUCUUCCACCGCACCCGAGAACUUGACCUUGGCACAACUCUUUCCCCUCCGGUAUCACGACAGACUCUGGCGCUGCUCCAUUGCAGGAUGGCUAUGACUGACGUGCUCAGCGCUGAGGAUAUCAAGAAGGCUGUGGGAGCCUUUUCAGCGGCUGAAUCUUUCAACUACAAGAAGUUUUUCGAGAUGGUAGGAUUGAAAAAGAAGAGCCCAGAAGAUGUGAAGAAGGUUUUCCAUAUUCUUGAUAAAGAUCGAAGCGGCUUCAUUGAAGAGGAAGAAUUAAAGUUUGUACUGAAGGGCUUUACCCCAGAGGGAAGAGACCUAUCAGACAAAGAAACGAAGGCUCUUCUGGCUGCUGGAGAUAAGGACGGUGAUGGUAAAAUUGGCGCUGAUGCUGCUGACCUCAAGUGGCAAUAAAGUGUAAUUACAAGAGUAUACAGCGCUACAGUAAAAACAUUAGGAACCGAGUACUGAAGUAUCACGAAUGAAUAUCCACGGAAUCAGAGAAUCGGCAUAAAAAUCGCUAUGUAAGCAAAGCCCUUUACAGUGUCUUUCUGUUCUUUGAACCUUCAAGGAUUUAUAUUUUAAUGCUUCACCUGAUGGCAUGAAAGCUGAAAUUUUAUCCAGGGCUUUAACAAAAAAUAGCACAGUAGAACAUAGCCAUUAAUGAGUCUAAAAAAUUAUUUGUAGUACAUUAUGUGAAAUAAAGUAAGUUACAACAACAUUAAUGGGAAUAUUUUACUGGCAUAAAAGUCUGUAGACCCCGAUGAUUUCUCUAUCGGUCUUUCAUCACGUUAUACCCUCAAUCACUCCUGAACAAGCAACAUUGAGUACCUAAUUUGGCCUGAAAUUUUUCAGCUAUAUACUAAUGGAUAACAGGAAAAGAAAUACCCUUUGACAGUCAAACUGAAAAAAGUUACAAUAUGGAUGUCACUCACAACGGGUAGAGAGACCUUCAAAGUACCAUCUUUACUUUUCAUGGUGACAGUACCUGAUAUUCAGUUUAUUCAAAUAUGCAACUGGUAUACUCAGAACCUAUGUAAUCAGAAUUCUCAUAAAAUCUGUUUCAAACCACUUUUUUUUCCAACUGUAUUUUAAAUUCAAAGUUCAAAUUUCAAUAUUUAAAGAAAAAUAAAAUUCAAACACGUGUAAUAAAAAUAAAUCUCUGCACAAACCUAAAAUUACUGUUGUAUCAAUCACCACCAAACUAUUACUUUUUUCACUGCUGGCUCUUCAAUGUUUAUCUUACAGUCUUACUUUUCCCACCCAAAUUCCUUCCAAACCUUCCCCAAAUCUUGAAUUGCUCCAUUUCCAAUUAACCAAAAUUCUUAGAAUCUUCUUGUUAGAUGAAAGUUGUCUAGUAGUGGCUUCAAAAUGCAGCAAACAAAUGCAAAAUUUUAAGUUACAAUAAAACAUAAAAUAAAACAUUA